Molecule: messenger RNA, 342 nt
Organism: Prorocentrum cordatum
Lineage: Eukaryota; Dinophyceae; Prorocentrales; Prorocentraceae
Source: the annotation of a GenBank genome assembly
AUGUUCGCGCUGGCGGAGGUGGGCUUCCGGCUGGCCUUGGCGGGUUGCACCAGCCGGCCCUGCAGGCUCCGCGUCCUCGAGAUCGGCUGGGGCCAGGGGAUCAGCGGGCGCAGGCUGCUGGACGCGCCCGAGUGGAGCGGCGCGGCCCGCGAGGGCGUGGCCGUGGACUACGAGGUGGUCGAGCUGCACCCCGUGGUCGCCGCCGACGCGCGCGCGGAGGCGGCGCGCAGAAGGGACGGCGCCGGGCUGGGCGUGCGGGAGGGCCCGUGGCAGAAGGUGCUCCCAGGGCUGCCCGCGGGGUCGAUCAUCGAUCUUCUACGACCCCUACAACCUCCGGCCUAA